AUGGGCCUCCCAGUCUGGCGCGCGCCCUCCCCGGAAGACUCCAAGGAUGCAAUCAAGGUCGACCUCACCGCAUCGUCGCGCUCCACCAUCCGCCGUCGUGGCCAGCGCUCGCCCGUCGUGCCUCGUCGCGCGCGCAGAUCUGCGAAUCCCCACGCUGCACCAGCCACCGCGCCCUACACGCGAUCACCGCGCCGUGGCGAGUUCGGCUUCCGCAUCGCUCCCGACUUCGACUUGAACUCGCUUGGCCAGAGCAGCAGCGCCCGCCGCGACCGCGACCUGGCGCCGCUGCCUCCCGUGCCCGAGUCGAGGAACUAUACCCGCGAUGCACGCGAGCGCGCCGAGGGCAACAGGGCCAGGAAUGCGCGCGACUACCACGGUUACCACGACCACUCUAACCACUACUUCGGUCUGAGCGAGGAACGCGACUCUCUGCCGUCUCCGUACAGACAGCGCGAUGGGCUGCCAGCGUACACUCCCAACUUCGCACCGGCCGCCUACAACCCGUCUCACAGCUUCACGGCGCUUCCUCCUCUGCGUCCAUCGCGGACUCCGCCUACGCGAGCCGAGUCUCGCAGUCGCCAUGAGCUCGUUGUCAUCGACUCCGACGAGGAGGGCAGCGAAGGCAGCCCGGUUGGAUUCCCACCACUUCGACGGAUGGGCCGCCGUACCAUUGCCGAUGGCCCGCUCCCGUCCAGCUCUCUUCGGGAAUCCUGGAGUCCUGCGUCCACUGUCGACGGCCUAGGCGACCGCGAGCGCAGCUUCAGCCCUGCCGACAACCACUGGGACACCAUGCUCAUCACCGUCGCCCCGGAUCCCCAUCUCCCAAGCGCCGACUCCUCCUUCACCUCUGCCGCAACAUCGGCCUCGUUCUCCCACCCAAGUUCUCGCUCUGCCAGUUCCAAUUCCAACUCCAAUUCUGCCUCCUCGUCGCGGACCCACCUGACCGUCCCUUCAACCCACUCUCCUGAACAGGUUCUUACUGGCGUCUGCGAGAGCUCUGACGAGGAUUCUGGCGCUUCAGACACUGAGGCUUCUGAAUCUUCCGUGGCACCCGCGCACCUUUCUUCCACCGCUCCUGCCCGUAAUCCUUCUCGUUACUCGCGUCAUGUCCGCGAUCGCUCCAACGAAGCGGUCCGCUUCGUCCGCAACUUCUAUUCCUUCACUUCUUCCCGCGCUGGCCCGCACCCUCAUAACCCUUACCAUCAUCAUCGCCAUCACGAUUCUCUCGCUUUCCAGGGUUCAUCCUCUCUCUCCCCGCCUCCUCUAUUGCCUCCGGUUGUCGACGGCCCCAUUCUCGACGACACCGACUCCGCUCUUCGUGGGCCUGUCCUUGAGCCGAAUCUCGAUCAGCUUCGUGCCAUCCUCCGCGAGCUUAUCGACAGCCCCGACCCCGACGUGCCUGAGGAGCUCUGGGUCUCCGCAGACCUGAGUCUGGAGCGACUGGAACGCCAGCGCGAGAGGCUGAUCCGGGAGAUGUCGCAACGGGAGCGCGAGCGGUUGUGA
Mytilinidion resinicola is the source of this 1503-nucleotide messenger RNA. RefSeq lists its product as uncharacterized. NCBI's taxonomy places the organism in Eukaryota, Fungi, Ascomycota, Dothideomycetes, Mytilinidiales, Mytilinidiaceae. Bases 1 to 1503 code for a protein of 500 amino acids. The transcript is spliced from 2 exons. The record is from RefSeq and is a predicted model, not a curated record.